AGACGUCAAGUUUUUCAAAAACCUUUCCAUCACUUCCUUUACCUUUUAUCUCCAAUCAACUUUCAGGCACCUUUCUUUAAUAAUGAACAAACAGGGUGGUGUUAAGAUUCUAACUGGUAACAGUCAUCCUGCUCUAGCAUUAGCUGUAGCUCAAAGGCUCGGGAUCUCGCUUUGUGGUUGUAAAGUUAAAAAGUUUUCAGAUGGUGAAACUUCUGUAGCUAUAGAUGAAUCUGUUCGUGAAGAAGAUGUCUUUAUUAUUCAAACUGGGUUUAAUCCAACCGUGGGUCCUGGUACACAAGCGGCCGAUCCAAAUGAUCUGCUAAUGGAACUUUUAAUCUUGAUCUCAGCCUGUAAAACCGCUUCAGCCAAACGAAUCACAGCAGUAAUCCCAUGUUUUCCAUACUCAAGAAUGGAUCGAAAAGACCGAUCAAGAGCUCCCAUCACAGCUAAAUUAGUGGCAAAUAUGUUACAAGUAGCUGGUUGUGAUCAUGUGAUUACUGUCGAUUUACAUGCAUCCCAAAUUCAAGGGUUUUUUGAUAUUCCAGUGGAUAAUCUUUGGACUGAACCUAUUAUUUGUAAAUGGAUUAAAGCUUCGGUUGAAGAUUGGAAAAAUUCAAUUAUCGUUUCGCCUGAUGCUGGUGGUGCAAAAAGGGCUACUACUUUAGCAGACAAAUUAGAUGUGGAUUUCGCCUUGAUUAAUCGAAAAAGAGCACGUAAAGCAAUUCAUAAGACCAAUCAUCAAAAUGGUGUUGAAACUCCAAAUGAAACCACGGAGGAAAAAAAGAAUGAAGAAUUAGGUGAAGAAAAGAUGGAAAUCUUAGUGGGAGAUGUUAGAGGUAAAAAUGCGAUUUUAUUAGAUGAUAUGAUUGAUACGGGUGAAACUUUAUCUUUAGCUGCUAAAGAAUUACAUUCUGCUGGUGCUAAAGCUGUGUAUGCAAUCGUUUCUCAUGGACUUUUAUCUGGUGAUGCAAUGACUAAAUUAGCCGGUUUACCGGUGCUUAGAUUAGUCGUGACUAAUUCGAUUGAUCAAGUUAGACAUUUAGAUCAAGCUAGUGGUCAACUUGAAGUUAUGGAUCUUUCACCUGUUCUUGCUGAAAGUAUUCGUAGAACUCAUAACGGAGAAAGUAUUUCUUUACUAUUUUCUGAUGGUCGAUAAAAACUUUUUCUACAUUUAAGAACUUCAUGAAUGAUAAAAUCGACUCAUUUUAUCUUUAACAACUAUAGAAGCUUUUUCUUUUUUUCUUUUGUUUUUUAAAUUCUUAUAUUUUUCUUUCAAAAAAAGUCAUUGAUGACUUUCAACUCAUUAACUCAUCACUCAUCAUUUCAUCUCCUAAACCCAAAAAAUCCAAACUCUUUUGCUUUCAUAUCUACAUACUUAUUUUUGAUUCAAUUCUAUUAUUAGUUUGAAUUUCUUUUUUCUUAGCAUUUUUCUUUCUGUCUUCAUUUUUUUUUGUGUGGAAAGUGGAAGUUUUGAUUUGUUUAGUAUUUCUUUUUAGAUUCUUUUUCUUUUCUUUUUGGUUUUUAUAUAUAUGCACAUAUGUUAGUAUAGAGUGAAUAGGCGGUUUUGUUGGAGAGAGCAAGAGGAAGAUAUGGAAUGUUUGAGGUUUUCUCUUCAACAGAACAGGAAAGAAGAAAUGACAGACAUCAGAUUCAGGAUUC
This is a messenger RNA of Melampsora larici-populina 98AG31, 1659 nucleotides long. RefSeq lists its product as uncharacterized. Gene Ontology annotation, molecular function: magnesium ion binding; ribose phosphate diphosphokinase activity. NCBI's taxonomy places the organism in Eukaryota, Fungi, Basidiomycota, Pucciniomycetes, Pucciniales, Melampsoraceae. The transcript has 8 exons. Gene Ontology annotation, biological process: purine nucleotide biosynthetic process; 5-phosphoribose 1-diphosphate biosynthetic process; ribonucleoside monophosphate biosynthetic process. The record is from RefSeq and is a predicted model, not a curated record. Gene Ontology annotation, cellular component: ribose phosphate diphosphokinase complex; cytoplasm. Bases 83 to 1156 code for a protein of 357 amino acids.